Pongo pygmaeus (Bornean orangutan) is the source of this 2387-nucleotide messenger RNA. RefSeq lists its product as uncharacterized. The record is from RefSeq and is a predicted model, not a curated record. The transcript is spliced from 9 exons. NCBI's taxonomy places the organism in Eukaryota, Metazoa, Chordata, Mammalia, Primates, Hominidae. Bases 327 to 929 code for a protein of 200 amino acids.
GAAUUACAGGCGUGAACCACCAUGCCUGGCCAGCUCUAUUUCUUUAAGCCUACAUGUUUUGCACUUGUUAAAAGUAUUUGAACAUACAGUUACUCAGCUUCCCUUGUUUAUGCUUGAAUUUUGUAUAAUCUUAAAUAUUUUUUCCAAUCUAAGGUUUAUUUUAUCCCGUUUCUUCUAUAUUUGUAUAACUUUAGGUGGCUAUCUUCAUUGAAAGUUUUUUCUCAAAAGCCUUAAAAUAGAACAUAGUUCUUGGCAGCAAUUUGAAAGUUAUUUGAGGAGAAGGGGAGACUUACAAUGAUGAUUCAAAUGAAGCAAACUAAAAAGUAAUGAAGCAAGACAGAGGAAAAAGCAGUAUUCACUUGAGCACAUCCCAAAAGAAUAACAUUUCAAAUAUGAUGAUUAUUCCCCACCUUCUAAGAGACAAAGACCAACGCGCCACCACAGCCACCAGUCCCAGAACCCGCCAAUGCUGGGGAGUGGAAAAUGAGGGAGUUCAACUCUGGCCCUCACAAUCCAGUGGAGGAGACGAAAAUCAUCUGCCUCUGUCCCUCUGGGCACGCCUCAUGCCAGGUGCAUCUGUGGACAGGGGCCAUGCUCCUGGGCUUCCAAAGUUGGAGAAAGCUGCCAGGCUCAGGUCUGAAGGCCACAAUUCUACAGCAAGUCCUGCGAGUCAAGCUGGGAGCAGGCUCGGUGGCUUCCGAGGCUCUGCGGGAGAAUCCGUUUCCUGGCCGUGGAGGUGGCCUGCACUCCUCAGCUUGUGCUGCCCGUCUCGAAUGACUGGAGUUUCCUGCUUCUGUCACUAUACCUCCCACCUUCUCCAUCACCUGCUCUGCUCUUAUAAGGAUCCGGAGAAAUGGAAUAAUCGUAUCGCUGAUCUACGUAAACAAAUUGAAGAAUUGUCUGAAAGAAAAUAUGACAUGAACUUAUGAAUUCAACAGGUGAAGAUUUACAACUUGAUUGAUCAGCUUCGUGAGCUCGAGCUGUAAAAGCCAAAGGUCCAGUGAUGAUCCCAUACCCUUUUUUCCAGUCUCAUGUUGAAGGUUUUUAUGUAGAAGUCCUUCCCAAAGGAAUUUUUUUUUUUUUUUUCUUUUUGAGAUGGAGUUUUCACUCUUAUCACCCAGGCUGGGGUGCAAUGGCGCAAGCUUGCUGGUCACUGCAACCUCUGCCUCCUGGGUUCAAGAAAUUCUCCUGCCUUAGCCUCCCAAGUCGCUGGGAUUACAGAUGCCCACCACCACACCAGGCUAAUUUUUGUAUUUUUAGUGGAGAUGGGGUUUCACCAUGUUGGCCAGGCCAGUCUCGAACUCCUGAUGUCAAGUGAUCUUCCCUCCUCGGCCUCCCAGAGUGCUGAGAUUACAGACGUGAACCCAUGCCUGGCCAGGAAUUUUGUUUUUUAGGAAAGCUUUCUACUAAUGGAAUUCCUGGCCUUGAGAGGAUAUUACUUUCGAAGGAAAGGAUUUUUUUGUUACUAAAAGAUCUGGAUCUAUAAUGAAGAGCAUGAAUUGGUUUUAAAUAGUUUCCUUUGUCUAGAUAUGUCAGAGACUCGCUCAUCAUACCCGGCACAGCUCAUGAAAUGCCACGGGUCAGGAGGAUCCCAGCAGUGGACCUUUGGGAAAAACAAUUGGCCAUACCAGGUGUCGGUUGGACAGUGCCUGAGAGCAGUGGAUCCCCUGGGUCAGAAGGGCUCUGUCGCCAUGGCGAUCUGCGAUGGCUCCUCUUCACAGCAGUGGCAUUUGGAAGGUUAAGGUGGAUGGUGUGGCAGGAACGUUGCUUCGUCAGGCGUUGCCUCCCGUGUGGAGUUUGGGGCUUUAGGAAAGCCUGGGUUGGGUGGAGCAGAGCCAUCUUGGAGAGGAUGACAGUUCUCUGUCCUCCUGGAGAUGCCUGGGUGUGUUAGCAGAGGUGACACAUGUCUGACAGAGAUGGGAGCUCUGUGUCCACAGGUGAAGAAGUAUGUUUCACCCAGACAUUAAGGUCAUUUUUGAGCUGCUGUUAAGGAAUUUCUUGCUUAUAGAGGCAAACCAGAGUAUCAUUUUAACCCUAGAAUCAGGCUUGUACAGAAGGAUAAAACCCAGGAAAAUGGAUAUUUCUAUUCAGAUUUAUUUAUGUCUCUUUUUAAUCCCCUUUAAUGAUGCAGUGGUUUUUAUCUGAUCAGGAACUUGUCAUGAUUUCCUUUGUUAGACUUCAUAGGAGAUAGUGCUUUUAAAAAAAAAAAAACUUCUAUUAUUUGUUUAGUAUGUUGUAAGCAGAUCAUUUUAAAAAACUGAAUUUGUAUUAUGUUUAACUUCAGAAGGCAUCAUUUAUAAGAUAGUAUGGCAGUUAACUAUUAUAAAAUUAUUUUGAUGAAUUAUGAUACAAUCUACAUAAUAAAGAAUCCUUUUGAUUAUUUAGGA